Carica papaya (papaya) is the source of this 1811-nucleotide messenger RNA. Its product is annotated as geranylgeranyl diphosphate reductase, chloroplastic-like. Gene Ontology annotation, molecular function: oxidoreductase activity, acting on the CH-CH group of donors, NAD or NADP as acceptor; FAD binding. Gene Ontology annotation, cellular component: chloroplast thylakoid membrane. The record is from RefSeq and is a predicted model, not a curated record. Gene Ontology annotation, biological process: chlorophyll biosynthetic process; photosynthesis. Lineage: Eukaryota; Viridiplantae; Streptophyta; Magnoliopsida; Brassicales; Caricaceae.
UUUUUCUUCCGCGUUCGACUCCAAGCCAGACACUGAAACAAGAGUAGCAUCGUCAGUUUUCGCCAGGACAUCAGUUUCCCGCGCUAUAAUACAACCUGAAGAACCCUAACACCACUUCUUACUCGUCUUUUCCAGGAAGCUAAAAUGUAGAACAUUAAUAAUAAUUUUUAAAGUGAAAAACAAAAGUAUUAUUAAAUGAUUCCAAACACUAAUAAUCAAAUAAACAAAAAAAAAUUUAAAUAUUAUUUUAAAGUCUACAAAACCAUGAGCCAACCCUCUCUGUCAUUUCUUCACUUCCAACAACUAUGGCCGCCGCAGCAGCUUACUAUUCCUCCUUUUUCCCAAACCAACCAUUCAAACUAAACACGACCACUUAUCCUUCUUCCUUUAAACUUCAUUCGCUCUCUAUCACUGCCUCCACUAACAAUGCGCCAAUCAAGGGUGGCAAGCUACGCGUCGCCGUGAUUGGCGGGGGCCCCGCUGGUUCCUCCGCGGCCGAAGCUCUCGCCUCCGGCGGGAUCGAGACGUAUCUUUUCGAACGGAGCCCUUCCACUGCCAAACCCUGUGGAGGGGCCAUCCCUCUCUGCAUGAUGGAUGAGUUCUCCAUCCCCGUCCACCUCAUCGAUCGCCAUGUCACUAAGAUGAAGAUCAUCUCCCCAUCAAAUCUCUCCGUCGACUUUGGAUCCAAGUCUCUCCGCCCUCAUGAGUCUAUCCCCAUGCUCCGUCGGGAAGUCCUCGACUCCUUCCUUCGCUCCCGUGCCCAAUCCAGUGGCGCCCACUUGAUCGAUUCACUCGUCACGCAUCUCGAGGUUCCCACCUCCCUCUCCGCCUCAUCUUCUCCCUACAUCGUCCACUACACGGUCAACAAUUCCCGAAGAACCCUCGCCGCCGAUGUGGUGAUCGGUGCCGACGGAGCAAACAGCCGCGUCGCCAAGUCCAUAAAUGCCGGAACCUACACCUGCGCAAUGGCCUUUCAGGAGCGAAUCAAGCUGCCGGAUGAUAAAAUGGAGUAUUAUUGUGACCUGGCCGAGAUGUACGUCGGGGAAGACGUGUCGCCCGACUUUUAUGCGUGGGUAUUUCCAAAAUGUGACCAUGUGGCGGUGGGAACGGGUACGGUUCGUGCCAAGCGGGAUUUAAAAUUGUACCAGAGAGGGGUCAAGGAGAGAGUGAAAGAGAAGCUAAAAGGUGGAAGGGUGAUAAAAGUGGAAGCCCACCCAAUACCGGAGCACCCGCGGCCUGUGCGGGUGUGUGGACGGGUGGCGCUGGUAGGGGAUGCGGCGGGGUACGUCACAAAGUGCUCGGGAGAAGGCAUAUACUUCGCGGCGAAGUCAGGGAGAGUGUGCGGAGAAGCGAUUGUGAAAGCAUCGGAAGGAGGAGAAAGACUAAUAAGCGAGAAGGAUCUGAAGAGGGAGUACUUGAAAGAGUGGGAUAAGAUGUACUUGAACACGUUCAGGUUUCUAGAUUUGUUGCAGAGGGUGUUCUAUGGGAGCAACGCGUCCAGGGAGGCGUUGGUGGAGGUGUGUGGGAAUGAGUACGUGCAGCGUAUGACAUUUGAUAGCUAUCUAUACAAGAAGCUGGCUAGGGGGGAUAGAUGGGAGGAUGUGAAGAUGGUGUUGAACACUUUGGGGAGUUUGAUGAGAUGUAAGAUUGUGGAGAGGGAGAUGACGCAGAUAGGCCCAGUCGCAGAGGGGUUUUUCUUGUAGCUUUAUUUUUUUUAGUUCACUUCGUUUUCUCUCGUCUCCUGUACUUCAUUUCAGCUUGUAUUUCUCUUCAUUAUUGGGAAUUGGACCUCCCUAUAUUUUCCUGUUAUA